Messenger RNA from Candidozyma pseudohaemuli, 816 nucleotides. RefSeq names its product Eaf7p (gene EAF7). The transcript has a single exon. Gene Ontology annotation, biological process: regulation of transcription by RNA polymerase II. Bases 1 to 816 code for a protein of 271 amino acids. Lineage: Eukaryota; Fungi; Ascomycota; Pichiomycetes; Serinales; Metschnikowiaceae. Gene Ontology annotation, cellular component: NuA4 histone acetyltransferase complex; nucleus. The record is from RefSeq and is a predicted model, not a curated record.
AUGACUGAAGCGUGGCCUGUGGAGAUCGAGGUGCGCCUAUUUAGCCUAGUAUGCGACUUCAAACCAGCUGGGGAAAAGAAGGACGAACACAUGGCUCAAAUUGUGGAGAACAUCAACAAAGAUAUACCUGAAGACAGCCGCUAUAGCUCUGACCAAGUGUGGGAGAAGCUAGGCAGUUUCUACAAUUUGGCGCAAGUGGAGGCCAUAGAAAACGAGACGGAGAAAAACGAAGACGAGGAGGAGCCAGAAAAACCAGCCAAACCUGAGAGAAAGACGCGAAGAGGAAGAGAAGAAACUAAAGAGCCCAACGAUCCAGGUAUAUACUCGCUGGAGCUUAGCGACGUCGAGGCCGAAAUGCCCGAGGAUGACGAUAUAUUGAAGGUCAGAACAAAGUCCAGAACGAGGAAGCGGACGCCCAAGCGUGAGGACCCAAAGAAGGAGAAGAAGGACGAUGAGAAGAAGGAGGAGAAGAAAGAAGAGAAGAAGGAAGAGAAGGUGGAAGAACCUCCGCUGAGAAAACGUACGAGAUCCAAUGCCAAAAUAGAAGAUGCUCCAGCGCCAAAGAGACGGUCGAGAGCCAAUACGCCGCCGGUAAAACGCAGAAUGCGUUCUGGAAAGGACGACGACGACACGAAGGAGGACGAAAAGGAUACACAAGACGAAAAGGAUGAGAAGAAGGACGACAAGAAGGAAGACAAGAAGGAGAAGAAGGACGAUAAGCAAGAGGAGAAGCAGGAGGAAGCAAAGGCUGAAGAGCCGGAGGAGCCCAAGAAGAGAACCCGUACAGCCGUUCGCCGUUCCACGAGAAGGAAGUGA